AUGGACAGGAAUACGAAACGCCACCGCUUAUGGGCCAAAGUGUAUUCAGAAGAAACGGACUUCUGGCGUCGUCAGCGGCGAAGAAGAUUGUUUGUACCUGAACGUCUUCACCUCCCGUCUCUCAAACGCAAUCUGAAGCAUGGCAGGGCUGUUCCACGGCGCCAUCUCGGUGAGUGGGAGCGCGCUGCCAGAUUCGGUCUUCCCCUACUCCAUUGUGACACCUCUGUGCCACCAGGGCUGUUCCACGGCGCCAUCUCGGUGAGCGGCAGCGCGCUGCCGUCGUGGGCGCGGGUGCAGCGGCCGAGGGAGCAGGCGCUGGCGCUGAGGCGGAGAUUCGCUGGCGCCUGUCCGCAGCUGCCGGAGGAGGACAUCGUUAGCUGCCUGCGGAAGGUCGACGCUCAGGAGCUCGUCUUCAACCAGUACGAUUUGCCGCGAGAACCAUACCAGCGCUAUAUACUGAAGAACACGUUUCUCCCUUCAGUCGAAACAGCUUCAUCAAGUAAUUCUCCAUUCCUCACAAAUGAACCUGAGCAGCUUAUGAAGGAAGGAAACUUCACUCAAGUACCCUACAUGACUGGCUUUACGAAUGGAGAAGGGAUAAUGAUACUUCAUUUCUCAUGCCUGUGUACUGAUACUUUUUUUGCGUCGGGGACCGCAACAUCUGCAAGAUUAAUGGCGCACCACGGAGCACCUGUGUACGUGUAUCAGUUCUCACGCGAUGGUCCUAUCGCCUUCCUCAAGGACUUGGUUUACAAAGCUACGCACAUCCCCGGAGUGAUGCACGGAGACGACAUGGCUUAUGUGUUCGACUUCAUAGUUCGUGAUUCAGGAGAACCUAGGCCCGUCCCUUCUUCAGAACGCCCUUUGAGGGAGCGACAAGUCCAGUUCAUCGAACAGUUCGUGAAAUACGGGAGACCGACACAAGAGGAAAACGGAGGCUGGCCUUUGUUUACAUCUGUCAAUGAAACCUACUUGGAUAUAAACAGGGAACUCUCUACUAAUCAGCCUGUUCUGGAAGACCGUGCAAACUUUUGGCGAAGACUUGUCAAUGAAAAUUUCUCCAACGAAGACAGUACCAGACAGUUGAAGUCACGUAAACGAUGACUAUCAGAGAAUAACCUAAAUACAAGUGCAAUACCAAAGGACAAACGAACUGUGUCACAUGACACGUAAAUAUAUGAUACUAGAGACUUGUAGCUGUAACCAUGUUGCCGAAUAAAAACACUAAGUGGUUUCCCCCAAAAAAGCACGACCACUACUCAACAAAAGAUAUUCUCAUGUAUCAUUUCAAAUAAUUAAAUAUUUAACAAAAGCAAACUUCAAAAUUCUUCAAAACCGGUAUUUACGUAUAUUUUACAUACGUGCUAAUAAUAUAAAAUGUCCCUGUUUCGUAACUCAUCACGUAGAUAUCAAAUAUUUAGUGGUAUGUGGCUUCCUUGCUGUAGCAUGCCGUUCGUUAUUUUAAGUGACGCACUGAGUGUCAUAAUUCAAUCAGAAUGCGCAGAACGAGAAAAAGUGGAUUAAUAAAAUAAUUUUUCUUCUACAAUCAAAAUUGAAAAAAAAAGUGUGUUAUGUUAAGAGUGGUUAAAGUCAAAAAAUCCAUUAUAGAUUCCUGCAUCUGACCAUUAUUAACAUAUGGCUCUCAAGAGUGGCCCAGGAGUCCAUGCUAAUAUUUGCAAGUGCCAGACACAUAUGAAGAUAAAUAUUCUUCAUAUAAUACCAAGAGAUAAAAUUCGAUGCGAGCAAAUCAGAAAGAAAACAAAACCACACGACAGUGGAGGUAGUGUCCAUGAACUCAAAUGGCACUGGCAAGGUCAUGUUGUCCGUCAAUAUCCAACCAGAUGAUCACACCGUGCUACGUUUUGGAAUCCGAGAUGAGGCUGAUGCAAACUAGGAAAACAAAAGAGAUGGUCCGAUGUGUUCAAGAAAGAAGAGGUUGCAAAGUGCUCUCAAGUAGUAAAAUACAGACAAGUUUGGAAGAAACUUAAAAU
Molecule: messenger RNA, 1991 nt
Organism: Gryllus bimaculatus (two-spotted cricket)
Lineage: Eukaryota; Metazoa; Arthropoda; Insecta; Orthoptera; Gryllidae
Source: the annotation of a GenBank genome assembly